Molecule: messenger RNA, 1983 nt
Organism: Olea europaea var. sylvestris
Lineage: Eukaryota; Viridiplantae; Streptophyta; Magnoliopsida; Lamiales; Oleaceae
Product: carotene epsilon-monooxygenase, chloroplastic
Exons: 10
Coding region: 92-1792 (566 amino acids)
Biological process (GO): carotenoid biosynthetic process
Cellular component (GO): chloroplast
Molecular function (GO): iron ion binding; heme binding
Source: RefSeq, a predicted model, not a curated record
ACGAUCCUUAAGCAAAGGCGCCCAACUGUAUGGACAUGGUGGUUGUAACCAGGAAAACAAGAGCCCACUGAAACCUCACCAUUCUACCGCCAUGCCAUCGUCAAUCUCUCUCUCCUCUUUCUCUCUCCUCUCAGAACCUCGCUGUCGCCAUCGUCACCACCACCACCACCUAUCCACCGCUGUCCAUCGCAAAACCCCAUUUCACGCCGCUCCUCUCUCCAUCAAGAACUCCACAAACAAUAAACCACCACCGCCACAGCCCACCAAGACCACCUCAUGGGUUAGCCCGGACUGGCUGACCUCAUUAACAAAGUCUUUUACUACAUUUGGCCCCAAAGAUGACUCUAACAUACCAAUUGCCAGUGCGAAGCUGGAGGAUGUUUCGGACCUCUUAGGUGGGGCGCUCUUCCUCCCAUUGUUCAAGUGGAUGAAUGAGUAUGGGCCUAUUUAUCGUUUGUCUGCUGGGCCCCGGAAUUUUGUGAUUGUCAGCGACCCUGCCAUUGCGAAGCAUGUAUUGAGAAACUAUGGGACUAAAUAUGCUAAAGGGCUGGUGGCAGAGGUCUCCGAGUUCUUGUUUGGCUCUGGAUUUGCCAUUGCUGAAGGAUCCUUAUGGACGGUAAGGCGCAGGGCCGUGGUUCCAUCACUUCACAAAAAGUACUUGUCGAUAAUAGUCGAGCGGGUCUUUUGCAGAUGUGCUCAGAGGUUAGUGGAGAAGCUCAAGUCAGAUGUACUUAAUGGCUCUUCUGUGAACAUGGAGGAAAAGUUUUCUCAACUUACGCUUGAUGUCAUUGGUCUAGCUAUAUUCAACUACAACUUUGAUUCUCUUACCACCAAUAAUCCAGUUAUUGAUGCAGUUUACACUGCAUUAAAAGAAGCAGAGAUGCGCUCAACUGAUUUAUUGCCAUACUGGAAGAUCGAAGCUUUAUGUAAAGUAGUACCAAGACAGAUUAAAGCUGAAAAGGCCGUUUUCUUGAUCAGACAAACUGUUGAAGAACUCAUAUCAAAGUGCAGAGAGAUUGUGGAAAAUGAGGGUGAAAGGAUCAACGAGGAGGAGUAUGUGAAUGACACAGACCCCAGCAUUCUCCGGUUCUUGCUUGCUAGCAGAGAGGAGGUCUCAAGUGCACAGCUAAGAGAUGAUCUUUUGUCAAUGUUAGUUGCUGGUCAUGAAACCACUGGUUCAGUAUUGACUUGGACGUCAUAUCUGCUAAGUAAGGAUCCAUCUGCUUUGAGAAAAGUGCAAGAAGAAGUUGAUAGAGUUUUACAGGGACGGCUACCUACAUACGAGGACAUAAAGAAUCUCAAGUUCUUAACGCAUUGCAUAAUUGAAUCAAUGCGUCUAUAUCCACAUCCGCCUGUCUUGUUAAGAAGAGCUCAAGUGACUGACAUGUUACCUGGGAACUACAAGGUCAAUGCUGGUCAAGAUAUCAUGAUUUCAGUAUACAAUAUUCAUCGCUCGGCACAGGUUUGGAAUAGAGCAGAGGAAUUUAUGCCGGAAAGAUAUGACUUAGAAGGGCCAGUUCCCAAUGAAACAAAUACUGACUAUAGAUUUAUUCCAUUCAGUGGAGGACCGCGUAAAUGUGUUGGUGAUCAGUUUGCUUUGCUAGAAGCAAUUGUUUCCCUUGCAGUUUUCGUGCAAAACCUUGAUUUUGAGUUGAUCCCAAAUCAAAAUAUUGGCAUGACCACUGGUGCCACUAUUCAUACAACAAAUGGCUUAUACAUGAAAGUGACUGAAAGGCAAACUACAUCCACCUUAGCUGGAGCGAAUUCUAUCAGGUCACCAACGGGUUUUUGAGGGUGAGGUGACUGCAAGUUAUGUUUAAAAGAAUAGAAUUUUGUAAACAUGAAGAAAAUGUUGGUUUCCAUAGCAAGUUUAUGCUUCCUCAAUAAUCUAUAUCUGUAUUCCUAUGUACUUUAUGUGUAAAACUAUUUAUUGAUCUCAUUGUUUCUAUUAUUUGAUUUUUUUUAUUCUAUUAUUUAGAAGAA